Molecule: messenger RNA, 4682 nt
Organism: Pristis pectinata (smalltooth sawfish)
Lineage: Eukaryota; Metazoa; Chordata; Chondrichthyes; Rhinopristiformes; Pristidae
Product: bromodomain and PHD finger-containing protein 3-like
Exons: 13
Coding region: 318-3884 (1188 amino acids)
Biological process (GO): regulation of transcription by RNA polymerase II
Cellular component (GO): MOZ/MORF histone acetyltransferase complex
Molecular function (GO): protein binding
Source: RefSeq, a predicted model, not a curated record
CCCAAACCAGCGGCAAGGGUUCGCGUUCCUACCGCUAUCUUACGUACUCUUCCUCACACUAAAAUCUCCAUUAAAGUCCGUCUUUGUUGACGCCGGGCUCCGAGGAAACAUCCACCGGGCGCACCAUGAAGCGCUCCGACCGAAGGGGACGACAUAUUAGGCGCUGAACAACGGCAGAUCACCGGCGCUCCUGGUGCCAUUAAUAAUUAUUGAGGCCCUGAGGAGAUUUUUUUUCUUCUUUUCCCUCGCCCCCCCUUCCUUCCUCCCCCUUCCUCUCCCCCGACUUUGCUCGACUCGCGUAACAAGAUUGCCAGUAGAUGAUGCGAAAACCACGGAGAAAGAUGAGAAAUAACUGUGGAGGCCGUCGUUCCCCAUCUCCCUAUGGACUUAAAUGUUCUCCAAGCAGAGAAACAUUGACGUAUGCUCAAGCACAACGAAUGGUUGAGGUAGACAUUGAUGGCAGACUGCACAGAAUUAGCAUAUUUGAUACCUUAAAGAUUAUCACUGAAGAUGACUUGACUGCUCAAGAAAUUACAGAAUGUAACAGUAAUAAAGAAAACAGUGAACAACCUCUCUUUCCUUCAAAGUCAAAAAGAACAGUUUGCAAAGACAAAAGGAAAGAGUCGGCCUCAAAGCAUUCAGCUGGGGCAUCUGCUGAAUUACCUCAACCUUCAUUUAGAGUUAUUGAUUACAAGCCCCCUGAUGCCCCUCCCCUACCAUCGGCAUAUUACAGAUAUAUUGAAAAAUCAGUGGAAGAACUGGAUGGUGAGGUUGAGUAUGAUAUGGAUGAGGAGGAUUAUGCAUGGCUAGAAAUGAUCAAUGAAAAGCGUAAGAGUGAUGUACUUGGCAUAGUAUCGCAAGAGAUAUUUGAGUGCCUCAUGGACAAACUGGAAAAGGAAUCCUACUUUGAAAGCCGGAAUAAAGGUGAUCCCCAGUCUCUAAUUGAUGAAGAUGCAGUUUGUUGCAUUUGUAUGGAUGGCGAAUGUCAGAAUAGCAAUGUGAUCUUAUUUUGUGAUAUCUGCAAUCUUGCUGUACAUCAGGAGUGUUACGGGGUACCAUAUAUUCCAGAGGGACAAUGGCUUUGCCGCUGCUGUCUGCAGUCUCCUUCUAGGCCUGUUGAUUGCGCUUUGUGUCCAAAUAAUGGUGGUGCGUUUAAACAGACAGACGAUGGCCGAUGGGCUCAUGUAGUCUGUGCUCUAUGGAUACCAGAAGUUUGCUUUGCUAAUACGGUGUUCCUGGAGCCAAUAGACAGCAUUGAGAACAUUCCUUCUGCUAGGUGGAAGUUAGUAUGUUAUAUUUGCAAACAAAAAGGUGCUGGUGCAUCUAUUCAGUGUCACAAGGCUAAUUGCUAUACAGCAUUCCAUGUGACCUGUGCUCAGCGGACUGGUUUAUACAUGAAGAUGGAACCGGUACGAGAAACUAGUGCCAAUGGGACAACUUUCAGCGUCCGAAAAACUGCGUAUUGUGAUGUUCACUCCCCGCCGGGGUCAGUGAAAAAGAUUCUUGCAUUGGACGAUAAUGAGGCCGAGGAAGACGGAGAGGACAAAGUAGAAGACGUUGAGGAUGGAGAGAGUCCAAAGAAAGUGUCACCUAAAAAGACCAAAGCUAAAUCUAAACAGAAAACUAAAAAAAUUAAAAAUCUUCUUGAGGAGCGACGUGCAGCAGUACCAGUGGUGACUGUGCCACAGAUACCUACUCACAGGUUAAAUAAGUUAUGCAGUCGGCUAUCUAUCCAGAGGAAAACCCAGUUUAUGCAAAGGCUGCAUAAUUACUGGAUGCUGAAAAGGCAGUCACGGAAUGGUGUUCCUUUACUUCGACGAUUGCAUUCACAUUUACAAACUCAAAGAAAUGCAGAACAGAAAGAACAGGAUGAAAAAAACAGUGCAGUAAAAGAACAGUUGAAAUACUGGCAGAAACUGCGACAUGAUUUAGAAAGAGCUCGUCUGCUUGUUGAACUGAUUCGCAAAAGAGAGAAGCUCAAGAGGGAAGAGGUCAAAGUUCAGCAAGUUGCAUUGGAACUGCAACUUACACCAUUUAUUGUCUUCUUAAGACAAAUUUUGGAUCAACUUCAGGAAAGGGAUCAAGCAAAUAUAUUUGCACAACCUGUAAGCCUCAAAGAGGUUCCAGAUUAUUUAGAGUUUAUUGCACAUCCUAUGGACUUUUCGACCAUGAGGAAAAAACUAGAAACUCACUGUUACAAAACCCUUGAUGAGUUUGAAAAAGAUUUCAACCUGGUCAUAAACAAUUGUAUGAAGUAUAAUGCCAAGGAAACCAUAUUCUAUCGGGCAGCUGUGAGAUUGAGAGACAUAGGAGGCUCCAUAUUAAGAUGUGCUCGUCGCCAAGCUGAAAAUAUUGGGUAUGACUAUGACACUGGAAUGCAUCUGCCAGAAUCACCAAAUCUGGCAAAUUUCUACCGCUUCUCCUGGGAGGAUGUGGAUAACAUACUGAUACCAGAAAACAGAGCCCAUCUAUCACUGGAAGACCAGCUGAAAGAAUUGCUAGAUAAAUUGGACAUAACAUGUACAAUGAAGUCGAGUGGAGCAAGAUCAAAGCGAGUACGAUUGCUGAGGAGAGAAAUUAACAGCAUCAGGCAUAAACUGGCACAACAACAGCAUCUGCAUAAUGGCAACUGUUCUGAAUUACCAAAGGAAGAUAACGAGAAACCACUGGUGGAAGGCCAUGAGGAAAGCACUGAAAGAGAGGAUUCUAAAUCUUCACUCCCACCAACAUUAGAACCUACCGGACCGGCACCUUCACCCUCAGACUCUGAAACCCACACAGAUCCUCCUACCCUCAAACCUGUGAGUGAGAGCAGGGCACAAAGCAGACUGCACAAACGGAUUAAAUCUGACAGUGAUGUUCUGAACAGAAAAACACUACAAAAUGAAGCCCUUGGCACUCAUACUCUGCAGCGCCUCCUCAGUGACAGUGGCGUAAAUGGCCUAGCUCUCCCUACCUCAGACACUUCGACACAGUCUGUCAAUGAAGUGGGCAGGCGCACAUCUGUUCUCUUUCGGAAGGCCAAAAAUGGUGUAAAGUUACAGAAGGGCUGUGGUCAGCUGAUGGAGAAUGGAGAUAGCCAGCACCAAACAGAACAAUUGGCACUGAAUACUUCGCCAGGGACACUUUCAAAAUUACAGAGUUUGCGUCAAUCAAGAAAACGACCCCAAAGUCUGAGCUGCAGUUCAGACAGUGAAAGUGAGAAAUCUCCUUGCAAUCCUGCAGAACUAGGGCUUUCUAAUGGUUUUGGAAAACACACUCAAUUGUCAAAUGCAGAAAGCUACUCGGAUUCUGAGUGUAGUUCCAGUCUUGGAAGCAAUGGGGCAUUUGAUAAUAACAGUGGCUUGUCUCCACCCAAACGUAGUCGAGGGAAACCAGCUCUUGCUCGAGCACAUUGUCUUGACAAUGGCAAUGGGGAUGCAACAUGUGGAGAUUACAGUACAUCAGGGAGAGGAGUAUGGACCCCCUUUGAGAAUGAUGCUAUUUUAGAACCUCUGGAACUAGUUUGGGCCAAAUGUAGAGGAUACCCUUCUUAUCCAGCACUAAUCAUAGAUCCAAAUAUGCCUCGAGAUGGCUUGUAUCACAAUGGUGUCCCGAUACCUGUACCUCCACUGGAUGUAGUAAAACUAGGAGAACAAAUGCAUGCUGAAGCUGGAGAGAAACUUUAUCUGGUUCUGUUUUUUGACAACAAAAGAACAUGGCAAUGGCUUCCUCGUUCAAAGUUACUUGCUCUUGGUAUUGAUGACACAGUGGACAAAUUGAAAAUGAUGGAAGGACGUAAAUCAAGCAUCCGAAAAUCUGUUCAAAUUGCUUAUGAUCGAGCAAUGAUCCAUUUGAGCAGAGUACGUGGAGAACAUGGCUUUCUCACCUCAAACUACAUGUGACUGUGAUAAAACAUAACCAAAGUUGCGAAAGGAGAUUGUAUGAUGUGACAUCAGGCAUCAAAGACCUUAAUUUCUGCUCAUUGUAAAAACUAAAUACACUUUCUUUAUUUUUUCAUACUUUUAAGCAGAUCGACACAAAGCCUCCGGCACUGCCAAUUCUUAUAUGACCUUUCUUUGACUUGUUCUCGUCAUGUUUACUUCAUUUAAACAUAAAUCAUGCUUUAAAUUUACAAAUACAAAUCCUGUUCAUAGUGUUUAUAAUGCCUUUUGUGUGGACGCCAAGGGGAAGAGAAAACAUGUAUAUAAUUGUAUUAUAUUGUUAUACACUAAAUUAUUCAAGGCUGCAGAUCAGAAUCUUUAGCUUCUCUGUGAUGGUAAUGGGUUUUGUACGCACACUGUAAUUUAUUUGAGAAACAAUACCAUUUGACGUUUGAAAGUAUUUGUUCUGUUACAAUGCAGUGGACUUGUGACCUGUGUAUACUGUGUAGUACAACUUUAAAACAUUUUUUUAUUGCAUUUUGAUUUUGGUUCUUAAUGUAUUCGGGCUAUUAUAUCAAUGACGUUGACAUACCUAGGGACCUAAAAUUAGCUGCGUGUCCACUGUGAAACACAGGAUGUUCAUGUUGUAUUUAUUGUAGAAAGUAAGAUUAUUUGCUUUCUAGUACUGUUUAUAAGAGCUGUAAUGGUUGAGAAAAAAUGAGAAUUGACACUUGCAAAACUGUACUUUUACCUCUGAUCUAUUACAAUCCAACUGUCUGAGGCUAUAUUUUCUCUUGAGAAUUAAAUGUGGUGAUCUAG